Molecule: messenger RNA, 3243 nt
Organism: Diceros bicornis minor
Lineage: Eukaryota; Metazoa; Chordata; Mammalia; Perissodactyla; Rhinocerotidae
Gene: SRRM3
Product: serine/arginine repetitive matrix 3
Exons: 14
Coding region: 1-1959 (652 amino acids)
Molecular function (GO): mRNA binding
Source: RefSeq, a predicted model, not a curated record
AUGUCCUCCACCGUGAACAACGGGGCGGCCAGCAUGCCGUCCCCGCCCGACGCGGCCAACGGCUUCCCGCAGCCCGGCGCCUCCUCGGGGGCCUGGCCGCGGGCCGAGGAGGAGCUGCGCGCCGCCGAGCCGGGCCUGGUGAAGCGCGCGCACCGCGAGAUCCUGGACCACGAGCGCAAGCGGCGCGUGGAGCUCAAGUGCAUGGAGCUGCAGGAGAUGAUGGAGGAGCAGGGGUACUCAGAGGAGGAGACCCGGCAGAAGGUCAGGACUUUCCGGCAGAUGCUGAUGGAGAAAGAGGGAAUGCUCAGCAGGGAGGACCGGCCUGGGGGCCACACCGUGGCGGAGACCCCGCGGCUGACCGAGGGCGCCGAGCCAGGCCUGGAGUACGCGCCCUUGGACGAGGACGACGGCCCGGUGGACUGCGACUGCCCGGCCGCCUGCUACCGUGGGCACCGGGGGUACAGGCCCAAGCACUGGUCCAGCAGCUCGGCGUCGCCCCCUCCCAAGAAGAAGAAGAAAAAGAAAGGCGGCCACCGGAGAAGCCGCAAAAAGAGGAGACUAGACUCGGAGUGCAGCUGUGGGAGCACCUCACCUCUGCGCAAGAAGAAGAAGAGCGUGAAGAAGCACCGCAGAGACAGGUCUGAUUCUGGGUCCCGGAGGAAGAGACGGCACAGAUCUCGAAGCCCCAAGAGCAAAAGAAAAGAGAAGAACAAAGAGAGGAAGAGGCCACACGCGGAGUCGCCAGGCCGCAGGUCUCAUCGCCACAGUAGCGGCAGCUCCCAGUGUCCCUCAGUCUCCUCCCACUACAGUGGUUCCAGAUCACCCAGCAGGCUGAGCCCCAAGCGCCGAGACAAAGGGCGGAAGACGGGCAGCCAGCGGUCCAGCGGGAGCCGGUCGCCUUCCCCGUCCGGCGGCAGCGGAUGGGGGUCGCCCCAGCAGAACGGCGGCAGCAGGCAGCGGAGCGGAGCGCACGGGGGCCGCCCCGGCUCGGCGCACAGCCCGCCCAAUAAGCCCAGCUCGCCCUCGCCCAGGGCCCGCGACCAGGCGGAGGCGGGCGCGGCCACGCCGCCCGCGCGGGGGAAGGAGAGCCCGAGCCCGCGCUCGGCGCCGUCGUCGCAGGGCAGAGGAGGCCGCGCGGCGGGCGGGCCCGCCAGGCGGCGGCGGCGGCGGCGGCGGCGGCGGCGGCGGCGCUCGCGGUCCUCGGCGUCCGCGCCCCGCCGCAGGGGCCGCCGGCGCGCCCGGCCCGCGCCGCCCCGGGGCUCGUCGCGCUCGCUCAGCAGGGCCCGCUCCAGCAGCGACUCGGGCGGCGGCGGCGCCCCCGGGCCCGGGCCCGAGCCCGGCUCCGAGCGAGGCCACGGCGGGCACGGGAAACGGCCCAAGGAGCGGCCCCCGCGCGCCCGGCCCACCAGCACCUCCCCGUCCCCGGGCGCGCACGGCCGGCACGGCGGCCCGGAGCGGAAGAGCUCGUCGCUCAGCCCGGGCCCGCACCCCCGCUCCUGGAGCUCCAGCCGCUCGCCCUCCAAGUCCCGUUCGCGCUCCGCGGAGAAGAGGGCCCGCAGCCCCAGCCGCUCGCCGUCUCCCAAGAAACCCCCGGGCCGGGACAAGGACAGCGAGGGCCGCGCGAGGCACGCCGAGGCCGAGGCCGCCCGCGCCCGGCGCCGCUCCCGCAGCUACUCGCCCAUCCGCAAGCGGCGCCGGGACUCGCCCAGCUUCAUGGAGCCGCGGCGCAUCACCAGUGCCCGGAAACGUCCCAUCCCCUACUACCGGCCCAGCCCCUCAUCCUCCUCCAGCUGCCUGAGCAGUGACUACUCAAGCCGCAGCCCCAGUCCCAGCCACAGCCACAGCCACGGAAGCUACAGCAGCCGCAGUCGUGGGACCCGCAGCCGCACUCGCAGCCCCUCCCGGACCCCCAGUCCCAGCUACCACAGCCGGAGCAGCUCACAGAGCGGGGGCUUCUGAGCCCAGACACACACUGUUUGGUGCCCCCUGGCACAGGGAGAGGCGAGGGGUAAGGCCCCAGGACCGCGAGGGGGCCUGCUCCCUGCUGCUACAGAGAGGUCCUGGGGCCAGGGAACACCUUGAGGGUGGGUGCCCUGCAGACAAGAGGAGCUGGGUUCUGCUGUUUCUAGAGGGUCCUCACCCCCCACCUCCUGCCCGCCCACUGUGUCCAGGGAACAAAGAGCCGUUACGAACACAGGGAUCCCCUGUCCACCUGCCUGCUUGAUGCCACCUGCUUGGGGACCUCAGCUCAGUGGACCCAGGGACACCUCAGACCUGGGAGCCUCCCCUACCUGCUCCACAGGGUCCUCCGCUCCUCUCCGGCACUGGGGAGGUGGGACCAGCAAGCAGGAUCUAAGUCAGGCAGAAGGAAGAAUGGUCUAAUGGCCUUUGGUGCGCCACCAUCCAGGCUGGGGAGCUGCUUCCUUCUGAGCUGGCUGCAGGAGGACCCUGGCUGAGGGCUGGAGGCUGGCCCCACAGCCUCUCCAAACCCCUCCCCUGGCCCAGGAGUACCCAGACUAGGUGGGUCACUAAGCCCCAGCCUGAGCGACCAGGGAGCUCCCUCUUGGUCCCACCUCUCCUCUCCAGGCCAGGCUCUCUCCUCCAGCCCUCACCCCAUGCCCUGCACCAAGGCCACACCAGGCCGGCCUUCUGCAUGACAAGAGGUGGGACAUACAGACCACAACUGCAUCUAACCCUGAGAUCAAAAGGGGUUCAGGUCAGGAGGUGGAAGAGAGAAGGGGGCAGAGGAGCCUGUGAGGAGGCGGGAAAGCAAUGUAGUCUGAUGACUGAGCAGGCCCCCGUGUCCCAGUGUCUCGGGCAUGGGCCAGAUGGCAGGACAGGGUCACAGGCAUAGGAUGGCUUGUGCUUUGGGGCCUGUCCAAGGAGGCACUUCCUCCUCGGGGUUUGAUGGGGAGGUGGUCAGCCAAGGCUCCCCAGGGAGGGGUGCUACAGCCCUUCAAAGAAAGGGUAGGAUCUAGACUGAUGGCCUUGGCUUGGGGCAUCAACAGGACAGCAGUGGCCCCCAGCCCUCUUCUGCUGCUCCCAGCCCCCUCCUCCUGGGGCCCUCAGGGAUCUCACGAAGUCUUCCUUGGCCCAACGGGGCAGAUGCCCUGGGCUCUAGUGGGGGGAGGGGUCUGGGGUCUGGUCCGGGUUUCCUCUAUCUCCCCCUCCCUCUUUCUCCGCGGUGCGGAUAAAAAUUGGACUCUAAUAAAACACUCAGUGCCCGGAUGGCAGGUGGUGAGA